AUUUAUGUGUUGUACAGAUAAUUAACAAAAGAAUCCACCAAAGCCAGGAAUUAAAACAAAAUCAAAUGCUCCUGGAUAAAAGAGAGAUAUAAAAGUAGUAAUGCUUGGUGAUAAGGCUGUUGGUAAAAGUUCAAUUGCUUCAAGAUUCUGCUUUGAUAAGGUAUAGAAUAAACUUAAAUAUCAAUUAGUUUCAAUUAGAAUAUGAAAUAACAAUUGGAGGAGUAUAUAAUAGUGUGGAUAUGAAUGUAAAAGGUAUUUGAAAUAAUUUAAAUGGAUAGGUUAAAACUUAAAGAUUCAUUUAUGGGAUACAGCAGGAGAAGAGAAAUUUAGAUCAUUACUUUCAUUAUAUUAUAGAGAUGCAAAUGCAGCCAUAAUUGUAUAUGAUAUUACAUAAAGUGAUACCUUUUAAUCUGUUUCAACAUGGCUAAAAGAAUUAGAAGAGAAAAUCUAAAAGGAUGGUAAGAAUAACUUACAUAAUUGAGGGAUGGCUUUGGCUUUAGUAGGCAAUAAAUGUGAUUGUUUAGAAUCUGAAAGAAAAGUUCCAAAAGCUAAAGCUACUGAUUUUGCAAAGCAGAAUGGUAUGAUAUUUUAUGAGACAUCUGCAAAAACUGGAGAAGGUGUUAAAAAUUUAUUUUAGCAAUUAAUUGAGACAUAUGUUGCAGAGAAUAUGUGA
Molecule: messenger RNA, 673 nt
Organism: Paramecium sonneborni
Lineage: Eukaryota; Ciliophora; Oligohymenophorea; Peniculida; Parameciidae
Source: the annotation of a GenBank genome assembly